Messenger RNA from Colossoma macropomum (tambaqui), 2662 nucleotides. RefSeq names its product organic solute carrier partner 1b (gene oscp1b). Gene Ontology annotation, biological process: transport. The transcript is spliced from 10 exons. NCBI's taxonomy places the organism in Eukaryota, Metazoa, Chordata, Actinopteri, Characiformes, Serrasalmidae. Gene Ontology annotation, cellular component: plasma membrane; cytoplasm. The record is from RefSeq and is a predicted model, not a curated record. The coding region runs from base 129 to 1271 and encodes 380 amino acids.
CCGAGUGAGAGCUUACCGACGCUUGUCUGUUCUCCCUCGGCUUAUUCUAUUAGCGAUAAAUCCUCAAACUGCGGAGUCAAACUGCAAUAUCUGGAAGUGCUUGUUGCUUUCAUUAAACUACAGGGAAGAUGUCGACGAGAACACUACCUCUUCUGUUCAUCAAUCUCGGCGGAGAAAUGCUCUACAUCCUGGAUCAGCGCCUGCGAGCCCAGAAUAUCCCGAGCGAUAAAGCGAAGAAAGUCAUGAAUGACAUCAUUACCACUAUGUUCAACAAGAAAUUCCUGGAGGAGCUGUUCAAGCCUCAAGAACUGUACUCCAAGAAGGCUUUGCGGACGGUCUUUGAUCGACUUGCACAUGCCUCAAUUAUGAGGCUUAAUCAAGCGAGUAUGGACAAGCUUUAUGACUUGAUGACCAUGGCGUUCAAGUAUCAGGUUCUUUUAUGCCCUCGACCUAAAGAUAUUCUCCUUGUGACUUUCAACCAUAUGGAUGCAAUCAAGGACUUUGUAAGGGAUACCCCCAGUAUUCUCAGCCAAGUGGAUGAGACAUACAGACAACUCAUAGAGAUAUAUACUCCUUUGUCUGGUGGAGAAUUUCAACUAAUUAGACAAACAUUGCUAAUCUUCUUUCAAGAUAUGCACAUACGAGUGUCCAUAUUUCUGAAAGACAAAGUGCAAAACUCAAAUGGACGCUUUGUACUCCCUACAUCAGGACCUGUUCCAUAUGGGACACACACUCCAGGACUUAUCCGAAUGUUUAGCUGUAAUGGUGAGGAGAUGAAAAGGACACAGUUCCGCGAUGGUGGAAACUACACCGCUGCCCUUCGCGAGGGUUCUUUUGAGUUAUUUGGUGACAGAGUCAUUAAACUGGGCACAAAUAUGUAUAGCGUGAGCCGGCCAGUGGAGACUCACAUGUCUGGAACCUCCAAAAAUUCUUCACAGCAUACCAAGGUGAACACUAUACCAAACCCCUUGGCAAAGGAAGAGCUGAAUCUGCUUGCUAAACUGAUGGGUGGUUUGGAGGUGCAAAAACCAAGCAAUACUGACUCUGGUUUCCGUGUCAACCUCUUUGCUACCGAUGAGGAGGAAGAGGAAGCUUUGAUUUCGAGACCUGAGGAGCUCUCUUAUGAAGUUAUUAAUAUCCAAGCAACCAAGGACAAACAAGCCAAUGCAGAGUUGGCAAAGAUCAUGGGAGAGUUCACAGAAGCUGGAGAGCCUUCCCCAAGCUCCAGUAGCAAAGGUGAUGACCUGUUGGCGAUGAUGGACGGCCUGUGACUUGGAGUAAAUAUUCAUUUGAGUGCUGUUAAGCAGGCUUGGUCUGGCUUGAUGUUCUGCAGUGUCUCACUUAGUGAGCUGAGAGACCUACCACGUGACACAACAGCAACAACCAGAAGCUAAUGUGUGUUUGUGCCGGUAGAGUCAAUCAUAGUCAGACACUGUCCAUCUUGUUUUGAGCCUCCCACUGUCUUGGAUUCUUUCAUUCUGAGCAGUUACAGUGCAAUCCUGUUCUAUAGUUUUAUGUCAGAUCUAACUGUCUGUACUCAAGCCACUUUACAAAACUUUCCAUUGUUCAGCAACAAAUGCCAUUAAAUGUCAGGUUCGACACUGCCUACAUGAAACUGGUAAGGGUUGCUCAAGCAGUAAUGUAAGAAGGAAAUGUAAGAACAAAGUUAAAAUGGACACUUUCAACACUAGACAUGAUACAGCAAGUAACAAUUGCUUCAUCAUAUGUAACAUUGACCAUCACUUGCUGUGGUUAGCCUAUUAAAGGAAUACGCCAGUGUUUUUCAACCGAAUCUCUAUCGCCACAUCAGUAUCAUACGAUCGGUUACCGUGGACAAUUAUUUUGAUGUGUUUCCCUGAAAUUAGUAAAGAAAACAGUUGAAUUGAAGCACACACCCAGCAUCAGGUGUAACUGCCCUGUUGCUUCUGUCAUCGAAGUGUAUUUGGAGUCAACAGAUUAUUUUCUUUUACUAAGCACAGGGAAAUGUAAAAUUAUUAUCUGUGGUAAGUGACUGCAUGCUGCAGAAAACAAUAGGUUGGAAAACACACACUUCUUUAACUAAAAAUUAUAAAAUGACUAGGGAAAAACACUGUCUUGGGAUGUAAAGUAAGUAGCUUGUUUGCUAUUUUACCUGCCCAAAGUAACGGAAAUAUUGGCAUCACUUUCACUUCAUUCUGUCUUUCUGUAGCUAUGUCUAAUUUGUAUUUCUACACACUCCUUGUUGGGAGUAUUAAUACAUUUGUACACUACAUUUAUUAGGUAGUUGGGCACUUUUAACAUCAGGUCUCACUGAACAUUGAGGGUUCACCUUGAUCAAAUUAUACUGUCACUGCAAUAUGGUGAUAGAUUGUACCCUGCAGGUUGUCUUUGCUUUUAUUAGCUUAAGCUAGUGGAAUAGGGGGUGUAAUGGUCAAGCUUAGUAAUCCAUUGCCACAGUAUAUCAGUGUGCAUCACAGCAAAAUGGUUGGAGUUGACUUACAAAUGCUAGCAAAGCUCCAGAAGAUCAAUGAGGCACAGUUAAUGAGGUUAGCUGUAGUGCAGGUCUAUAUGGUUUCAUAAGAUUCAUGUUCUCACAAAACCAGAGAACGUAUGGAGUAAAAGUGUACAUUUUUGCACAUGGUUGCUCAUUCAUAAAUGUGUAUCGUGCUUUCUUUUUGGUAAU